AUGAAUUCCAGCAUCGAGCAUGUAUGGGGCUGGGGCCACCUGCAUGGUGACGUAAUCGCACAAAUCCCUAUCAGAAUCAACACUUCUCUAAUCCCUUCAGGAAUUUUCAUAGAAAAAGACCAUUCUGUAAUGUGGACUUCAAAAGCAGUUUAUGCUUGGGGAAAGCCCUCAGUAGAUAUCUCAAAUCAAUUAUUAUUGCAAGACGAAGAUGUCCAACCGAAACAAGUUUUGAUACACAACAAAAAUACAGUGAUUUUAAAGUCGCCAGGCGGGCUUGGAGUGUUUAGUCAUGAUAACGAAGGAUUGAAGAAAAAUUUUGAAAUUGUCUUGGCUCAUAAAGUCAGGGCAAUUGAUCACACUAGGCACAGCUUGAUUGCUUUGGAUAGUCAUGGCAAAGUUUACAACAUUGCCGGCGAUCUUGUAAAACAGAAAAUCAGAGAAUUAAAUAAUUUAAAAGAAAUAAAGCAAAUUGCGUGUGGAUAUAAUCACAGCUUAGCACUUGAUACUUAUGGGGAUGUUUAUUCCUGGGGAUCUGCGUCCGAUGGGAGGCUUGGAAAUGGAAGGUCUGGGUACUGUGAAGAGCCUGUAAAGAUUGAAAAUUUAUCAGAAUCUAUUGUAAUUGUGGCCUGUGGAUAUCUCCAUUCUGUUUUAGUUUCAGUUUCGGGUGCGUUGUAUACUUUUGGGUUUAAUGGAUACGGCCAGCUUGGAUUAGGGACUACAUCUAAUGCAGUAAUUCCAACUUUAUGCUUAUCAUUGUCAAAUAAUGCAGUUAUAAAAGCAGCGUGUGGUGCUUUUCACACAUUUGUUCUAUGUGAUGAUGGGAUGAUGCAUUGUAUGGGCUUAGGAACGAGAGGGCAAUUGGGGAACGGAUCAUGUGUAAAUUCAUUAGUCCCAGAACCUAUUAGUUUACAUUUAAUAGAUUCUUUUGAUCAAGCAAACCUUAUAUGUGGCUCCGACUCUACAUAUAUAAUUAUUCGAGGGAGGUAUGAAAAUAACAGUUAUUCUUUUAGCUUUAUAAGCACCAGUGAAAGCUCUGAUAGGCUUGAAGGCUUGUAUCUAGAUACAGAAACCUCCUUUAGGCCGACAAAUCUUCCACCAAAAGAUCCAUAUGAGCUAGCCUUACAGAAAAAACUUAUUGCAGAACAAGCUAGGAUUUAUCUGCAAAGAGUCAAAGAAAAAGAAAGAAAAAAUAGGCUUAAAGUAGAACAGCAGCUCAGAAGGGAAGCCAAAAUACAGAAAAGAAUGAGAAAAUGAGAAAAUGACAUUUUGCCUUUCUGAGACAGAAUGAGGAGGACUAGCAAAGUAGAAAAAUUAUGCAUGAAAGGAAUUCCACCAAAGGUGCGAGGCGAAGUAUGAGCUAGACUGCUCCCAAAUCCUUUAGGGAUUUCUCAAAGCUACUUCAAGAUAAAUGUAGAUAAAGCGAUAAAAUUUCAAGAAACAAUGAGAGAGGAGCAUGAAUUUGUAGGAAAAGAAAAAUCAUUAAUGUUGAUAAGUCUAGAUGUAACACGAACAUUUAGCCAGCUUGGGUAUUUUUGUGAUGGGAGCCCAUUAAGCAAGGGUGAGGCGGAAAAAAAUAUACACUGUAUUUUUUUCCUACAGUUUCCCACAGUCAAAUUUGACAUAAAAUUUUCCCAUUUUUUUGAAACGAUAGGAAAAAAAUACAUGGAAAAGAAAAACAAAUUCGAAACCAGGGCGGAAAAAAAUUCAACCCCUAAAAAUGAAAAAAAACCGCAUGAAAAAAAUACACAUAAAAAAAAAUAUUAAAUUACUAAUAUUUAAAAAGAAGCAAAGAAAAUGUUUUAUUAAAUAUAUGAAUGACAAUAGCAGUCAUUGCAUUUGCUAUAAAUUCGCAUAAUAGAUAAAAAAUAGAUGCAAGAACUGUAUCAUAUGCUUUAUAGUAAAAAGUUUUCUGUGUUUUUUUCCAAACCGCAUGAAAAAACUACUAUAAAAAUUUGAAAUACAGAUCUUUAAGUCAAAUAGAGUUAAAAAUAACGAAAAACAGUCCCAGCUUAAAUUUCUCUUUAAUAACGAGAUUUUAAGAAUAAAAUUAAUGCUAAAUGUUAAAAGAUCAGUUUAAAAAAAAAAUUAAAAACAGAAGGAAAAAAAUUCAAAAUUUUUUUUCUAAAAAAAAACAGCAUGAAAAAAAUAUCAGUAAAAUUUUAACAGUCUAAAUUUCGGCAUGAAAAAAAUACAAUAGAAAAAAUUUAGUAGGGAAAAAAAAAUACAUAUAAAAUUUAUAUAUUUUUUUUAAAAUUUUUUAAUUAAAAAAAUCCAAAAUAUCUAAGGAUGAGUUAUCCAAACUCUACUGUGUGUGAUUAGUAAUAAUAACUGAUAAUAAAACGAUUAAUUAUUUAUAUUUCUAAGUUUUAUUCCUUCUGGUUUGGAGUCGAUUACACUGCGCUUAAGCCCAGCUGAUCAACUCUUCUUUUAAUUGUCUAUUGGAUGGUUCUAACUCCCCCCCAAUUAAUAGCGGACGAAAAAAUCGUCCUCUAUUAAAAAAGUUCGAUAUUUAUAAAUAUUUUUCUAUUUAAAAUUUUUUAUAAACGGCUGAAAAAAAAUGCAUUUUUAAGUCAAAAGAGAAGCACUAAAUCUAAUAAAAUGGAGUUGAAUGGAGAAACCAGAAAGAGAAAAGACUAACAGCUGGUGAUAAGCUAGUUAUUGCACAAUACUACCUGGAUCAUCAAAAUGAAGGUCUUUCAUAUGAAGAUAUAGCCUACAAGUUCAAUAUAUCAAAGUCAAGUGUCGGCGAAUUAGUAAAAGGCAUUCAUCAAUUGAAAAGGGGAGAUCAAGGUUUAAAGAAAAGAAAGCCAGAUGCAUAUUAUUAGCUCUCAUAAUUUUUUAAUACCUUUGCGCUUAAAUUAAUUCUAUUUAAAUAUUCCCAUCUUUAUUUCAUUGGCUCUAGUAAAUUUAUGUUAUGCUUUGUUAUGUUAUGUUAUAUUAUGUUAUGCUAUGUUAUGUUAUGUUAUGUUAUGUUAUGUUAUGCUAUGUUAUGUUAUGUUAUGUUAUGUUAUGUUAUGUUAUGUUAUAUGUUAUGUUAUGUUAUGUUAUGUUAUGUUAUGUUAUGUUAUGUUAUGUUAUGUUAUGUUAUGUUAUGUUAUGUUAUGUUAUGUUAUGUUAUGUUAUGUUAUGUUAUGUUAUGUCAUGUUAUGUUAUGUUAUGUCAUGUUAUGUUAUGUUAUGUUAUGUUAUGUUAUGUUAUGUUAUGUUAUGUUAUGUUAAGAUGCUAUGUAUUUUAAGUCCCUACUUUGCCGCCGUGACGUUUUAUGGAGAUAACCCCGUAAGGUGGCUAAGGCGUGGCCGCUUCAAGCCCGGUCCGAAACCCCGGUUUCUCGGUAGAGGUGAUGACCAACUGACCGCCUCCAUUUCCAACUUGAUUCGUCGCCCUGAAUCUUGCGUCAACUCUGUCCGUACGUCGCCAAAUCUGCCCACUGAAGGGCACCUUUUAAUUGGGGAGAACCCCGAUCUCUCGUCUAAUUUGCCUUCCCCUCUUUUCCGGUCAUCCCGAGAAAGAACUCAACAGCUUUCGCCAUUUGGGGCAAAUCACAAAAGCAGCUUAGGCAGGUAUGUCGCCCUGCCUCAUUUCUGACACCACACUAGGCUGGGCUCUGCUGGAAAAAAGGAGUCACGAAUAACUGCCCAAGGAUCUUGGUCACAAAAACAGCGAUCUUUGCGCUUAGACCUCUCGCUUUGAGGUACAAAGACAUAGCUGGGCCAAUUCCUGGCUCCAAAAACCAUGCCCGGAUAUACACAGGUAACUGUCUUAAGAGGACGGGUCGGAAGUCAUCCGCCAUUUUAUGUAUAUUAGUAAAUUUAUAAUGAACGAUUAUCUUAUAUAAUUUAAAAAUUUUUUAUAGUAAAAAAAUUUCCGUUAUUAAAUGGUACCUAAGAGUCCAUUUUUAGGGAAAAAAAACAUUGAUUUCAUCCGCUAUUUAUUUGGGGGGGAGUUAAAUAUUUUGGAUUUUUUUUAAUUAAAAAAUUUUAAAAAAAAUAUAUAAAUUUUAUAUGUAUUUUUUUCCUACUAAAUUUUUUCUAUUAUUAUUUUUUCAUGCCGAAAUUUAGACUGUUAAAAUUUUACUGAUAUUUUUUUCAUGCUGUUUUUUUUUUACUCCCCCCCCCCCCCCCUCCGUGAGCGAACAAAAAAAUUUUGUUCGCUCACGGAGGGGGGUUAAUUUUUUUUUUUUUAAAAAAAAAUUAUAUAUAUAAAUUUAUAAAAUAUAUUUUUUUCGAAAUUUAAAAAAAUCCUAAUUUGCAAAAAUUGGGAAGCAAAUAUUAAUUUAAUUUGCAAAAUUUAUGUUUUAAAACGCAAUUUGUUUAAAAUUAAACAGAAUUAGCUCUAGAUUUCAUUAUACUAAUUAUCACUUAUAUAUCAAAAUUUUUUUCCAUUAAAAUUUUUUCUAUUAAAAAAAUUUUUGUUCACUCACGGAGGGUGGGUUUUUGGUCAAAAAAUGGCGAUUUUUCUAAUGGUUUUGUUCGCUCACGGGAGGGGGGGGGGGGGGGGAGUUAGAAAAAAAAAUUUUGAAUUUUUUCCUUCUGUUUUUAAUUUUUUUAUUUAAACUGAUCUUUAACAUUUAGGCAUUAAUUUUAUUCUUAAAAUCUCGUUAUUAAAGAGAAAUUUAAGCUGGGACUGUUUUUCGUUAUUUUUUAACUCUAUUUGACUUAAAGAUCUGUAUUUCAAAUUUUUAUAGUAGUUUUUUCAUGCGGUUUGGAAAAAAAACACAGAAAACUUUUUACUAUAAAGCAUAUGAUACAGUUCUUGCAUCUAUUUUUUAUCUAUUAUGCGAAUUUAUAGCAAAUGCAAUGACUGCUAUUGUCAUUCAUAUUUAAUAAAACAUUUUCUUUGCUUCUUUUUAAAUAUUAGUAAUUUAAUAUUUUUUUUUUGUGUGUAUUUUUUUCAUGCGGUUUUUUUUCAUUUUUAGGGGUUGAAUUUUUUUCCGCCCUGGUUUCGAAUUUGUUUUGUCUUUUCCAUGUAUUUUUUUCCUAUCGUUUCAAAAAAUUGGAAAAUUUUAUGUCAAAUUUGACUGUGGGAAACUGUAGGAAAAAAAUACAGUGUAUUUUUUUCCGCCUCACCCAUUAAGCAAGGAACUCAACAACUUAUUAGGAGCCUUUACAUUAUGUAGGCCUGAUAUUGGCUAUGUUCAAGGUAUGAGCUAUGUGGCAGGUCUCCUAUUGUUAAAUCUUGAAGUGUACCGAGCCUUUGUUGUUUUCAACAGCCUUGUGGCGUCUCCAGUUUUGAAUCCAUUUUACAGACUUGAUGAGCCCGAAAUCCAAACACGGGUUCAAAUAUUCCGAUCAAUCUUUAGGCAUAAUCUUGCAGAGCUAUUUGACCAUUUUGAGUCAGAAGGAGUUCAAACUUAUUCGUUUAUUCCUGAAUGGUUUAUAACAAUUUAUGCAAAAGUCCUUAAUAACGAAAUCGCUUGCAGGAUAUGGGACUGGUAUUUUUAUAAAGGCACAGUUGUUUUAUUUAAAACUGGCGUUGCUGUAUUAAAAAUUGUAAGCUCGCUAUUAUUGAAAGAAGAUAUAAGCGGCAUAAUGGAGAUUUUAACCAAUAUUGGACAAUAUGUAAAUCAAGACGAUUCAAUUAUUAAAGAAAUUGAAGGAAUUGAAAUUGUUGGGGAAAUUGGAGUUGAACUUGAGCAGCUGGAAAUUGAAAACUUAUAA
This is a messenger RNA of Blepharisma stoltei, 5657 nucleotides long. The record is from the annotation of a GenBank genome assembly. Lineage: Eukaryota; Ciliophora; Heterotrichea; Heterotrichida; Blepharismidae.